AAAGUUCCUAGCUGCGGCUGCGCAGUCAGGAGGCAGCCAGCAUCAACAUUAUCUGACGCAUUUCUAUUGGUUGUGUAAGUAAAAACAGACAGACUGCGUUGAGACUCAGCGAUUCCAGUUCGUCAAAUGCAACAUACGGUAAAUAUGGCGGCUGAAUCGGAAUUUGAUGAAGAAGAGGAGCCUCCGUUCAGCGAUCCGGAGGAUUUUGUGGAUGACAUCGAUGAUGAAGAGUUGUUGGAGGAUGUUUUGAGGGAGAGACCUUUGGAGGCUGAUGGGAUUGAUUCGGUGGUCUUGGUGGACAACGUUCCUCAGGUGGGCCCUGAACGUCUGGAGAAACUGAAAAAUGUGAUCCAUAAAAUCUUCUCCAAGUUUGGAAAAAUCACUAAUGAAUUUUACCCUGAAGCGGCUGGGACGACAAAAGGGUAUAUCUUUCUGGAGUAUGCGUCCCCUAACCAUGCUCUGGAAGCUGUUAAGAAUGCAGAUGGUUACAAGCUGGACAAACAGCACACAUUCAGAGUCAAUCUGUUCACCGAUUUUGACAAGUACAUGAAUAUCAGUGACCAGUGGGAAACCCCCGAAAAACAGCCAUUUAAAGACUUUGGCAAUAUGAGGCACUGGCUUGAGGAUCCAGACUGUCGUGAUCAAUACAGUGUAAUCUAUGAAUCGGGAGAGCGAACUACCAUAUUUUCCAGUGACCCGAAGGAGCCGAUCCUGGUUGAAGAGAGAGCUCGCUGGACAGAGACUUACGUCCGCUGGUCACCCAAAGGGACAUACCUGGCCACCUUUCACCAACGAGGAAUUGCAUUGUGGGGUGGAGAGAAGUUCAAGCAGAUACAGAGAUUCAGCCACCAGGGUGUCUCUCUCAUUGACUUCUCCCCAUGCGAGAGGUAUGUGGUGACGUUCAGCCCACUGAUGGAUACUAAAGAGGACCCUCAAGCCAUCAUCAUCUGGGACAUCCUGACCGGACAGAAAAAACGUGGCUUCCAUUGUGAGAGUUCGGCACACUGGCCUAUUUUUAAGUGGAGUCAAGAUGGAAAGUUCUUUGCCAGAAUGACACAAGACACUCUGAGCAUCUAUGAAACCCCGUCAAUGGGUCUGCUAGAUAAGAAGAGUUUGAAAAUAAGUGGAAUAAAAGAUUUUUCUUGGUCACCGGGAGACAACAUUAUUGCCUUUUGGGUCCCGGAAGACAAGGACAUUCCAGCCAGGGUAACGCUCAUGCAGUUCCCAUCCCGUUUAGAGAUUCGGGUGCGAAAUCUUUUCAACGUGGUGGACUGCAAGCUUCAUUGGCAAAGACAGGGUGACUACUUGUGUGUGAAGGUGGACCGAACACCCAGAGGAACACAGGGUGUUGUCACAAAUUUUGAGAUUUUCCGCAUGAGAGAAAAACAGGUUCCUGUUGAUGUGGUAGAGAUGAAAGAGAGCAUCAUUGCAUUUGCCUGGGAGCCCAAUGGCAGUAAGUUUGCGGUACUACAUGGAGAAUCACCCAGAAUAAAUGCCUCAUUUUACCACGUCAAAAGCAAUGGCAAGAUUGAUCUCAUCAAGAUGUUUGAUAAGCAGCAGGCCAACAGUAUCUUUUGGAGUCCUCAAGGUCAGUUCCUGGUACUGGCAGGACUGCGCAGUAUGAAUGGUGCUCUUGCAUUUGUGGACACGUCAGAUUGUACCAUUAUGUAUAUCGCAGAGCAUUACAUGGCCUCUGAUGUGGAAUGGGACCCUACCGGCAGAUAUGUGGUGACUUCUGUUUCCUGGUGGAGCCACAAGGUGGACAAUGCAUACUGGCUUUGGACAUUCCAGGGACGUCUUCUGCAAAAGAACAACAAAGACAGAUUCUGCCAGUUGCUAUGGAGACCACGCCCUCCUACUUUACUAGGUCAAGAGCAAAUAAAGGUGACAGGCUUUUCUACUGUUUACAUUUGUAACAUCUACACAAUUUUCCAGAAAAUUUCCUUCGGGGGAAGUCGUGGCCUAGUGGAGUUAGUGGAUAAACGUCGUUUGAUGAUGGAAGAAUACAGCCGGAACAAAGAAAGUGCCAUUCAGCUUUACAACCAACAGAGGGAGCUGCGCCUUCAGCUCAGAGGAGGUGUGGACACAGAUGAACUGGACAGUAAUGUGGAGGACUGGGAAGAGGAAACCAUCGAGUUCUUUAUCAGUGAAGAGAUCAUUCCUCUCGGAGAUCUAGAAUAGACCUACACAGAAAGCACUACUGUUUCCAGCUGUGAGACAAAAUUAUCACCCCCAGAGAGUACCACCAGUCCUUUACAAGUGCUUUGUAUGACAGAUACACCGAGUAUGUUUAUAUGCGCAGUUAUAAUCAAGCUGGUUUUUGCACAGUUGAGCAAAAAGUUCACACACGUACAUAAUCAAAUAUUUAAAGGAAGAAAUAUUUUGCAAAAACCGGACUGGUAUGAUUCUAGUCGGAUUAAAUGACUUACAUGACAUUUUAAACAGACAAAUUAUUGUUUAAAUCUGACUAAAAUCAAACUUUUAAAGUGCAAGUAAACACGAUUACUGAUUCACACUCAGUAUAUUCCUGCUGAGAAGGGAAGUUGUUUGAUUCUAAUAUGAGUUUAAGUAAGAGCUCAUAUUCUUCAUAAUCCCCCUUCAUACAAUUUUCUUGUGGAUUCACUGAAAGAAGUAAAAGGCAGUGAUUUAUCAUUUGCUAUUCUUACUGACAGAGCAAGAUACUUCUCAAUAACCAGUGGUACUGUUUUGUGGGUUAUCAUUUCUCCAAAGAAAACAUGUCUGAUACAAGAGAGGAAUUUCUUUUGGCUUUCUGUGGUCUGGUCUUUCAUAUAAGAACAUUUUGUUUACUAGGGAAAUCUUUUCAUAAUGCAAUUUUUUUCCCACCAUCAUUCCAAUGGAAAUACUUAUAGACAUCAUGGAAUUCUCACUCGUGACUUGGCAUGUGCUGCAGACAGUAUCAGGAGGAAUAAUGUCAAAUCCAAGCUGCACUUGUACAGGAUAAUUCUAAAAUUAUAAUGGAAUUUUAACACAGUAAAAGCAUUACAACAUUUGAUAGGCAAGUAUAAUUUAUGAAUUUAGAAACGAUGUCUUCACAAGCAUCAUAAAAAAAAAUUAUAUAAAAAUUUUCUUUGUAUUUUAUUUAAUUUACUUCGUUUUAUUUUACUUGAAUUUCCCACAAACUGAAAUUGUUUUAAAGCCUCCAUACAAACAUACAAGAUUGUGUGUUUACUCCUAUAGUAAAUGUAAGUGACUUGACGUUUCUCCUGUGGUUUAAUUUUGUUAAAACACUAUC
Molecule: messenger RNA, 3253 nt
Organism: Sinocyclocheilus anshuiensis
Lineage: Eukaryota; Metazoa; Chordata; Actinopteri; Cypriniformes; Cyprinidae
Product: eukaryotic translation initiation factor 3 subunit B-like
Exons: 17
Coding region: 127-2181 (684 amino acids)
Biological process (GO): translational initiation
Cellular component (GO): eukaryotic translation initiation factor 3 complex
Molecular function (GO): translation initiation factor activity; translation initiation factor binding; RNA binding
Source: RefSeq, a predicted model, not a curated record